Molecule: messenger RNA, 1566 nt
Organism: Symphalangus syndactylus (siamang)
Lineage: Eukaryota; Metazoa; Chordata; Mammalia; Primates; Hylobatidae
Product: basic proline-rich protein-like
Source: RefSeq, a predicted model, not a curated record
AUGGACAAUGUCUCCAGUGCUUUCUGCAGCCGGCGUCUGAGGGCGCUGUGUCUGCGUUCUCGCGUCGCAGCGCGGGACAUUCUCUCCAAGCGCCUUCCCAGCGCCGCGCGCAUGCGGCCUGCGCCGGAGCGUCCAGGACAACGCGCAAUUCCUGCGCCCCCGGAAGUGGCGGUAACGCCCGGCCCUGCCCCCGGCAGAGGCGGAAGCGGUGUAGCCCUGAGAGGUCUCCCGUCGCCUCAGGCGUCUCAGCCCGGCGGCGCGCCUUGGCCCUUGGCUGCCUACUCCUACCGCCCCAGCCCCGGGCGGCCCUGGGCCUGCUGCGGGCGCGGCGCUGCCCGACCAGAGCUUCCUGUGGAACGUCCUCCAGAGGUGCGGGGUGGCACCUCCCGCCGCCCCGCAGACGCCCCCGACCCCUGUCCCGACCCCCGCGGCGACCCCAUCCCCUGCGCCAACCCCCGCGGCCGCCCCCAUCCCCUGCCGGGUCCCCCGCGGCCUCCCUCGUCCCCUGCCCGGUCUCCUGUGGCCGCCCCUGCCUCCUGCCCGGUCCCUGUCCUGUGCGUCGGGCCUUUCCCAAGGGUUGAUAAAGACAGGAGUGGAGUGAUAUCGGACACCGAGCUUCAGCAAGCUCUCUCCAACGGAUGAAGCCCCACCUGCCCUUCAGGAUGCCAGCCUUGGCAACAUUGUGAGACCCUGUUUCUACAAAAACUAAACAAGUGUAGUGGUGCACGCCUGCAGUCCCAGCUACUUGGCAGGCUGAGGUGGGAAGAUCACUUGGGCCUGGGAGGUUGAGGCUGCAUUGAGCUGAGAUCAAGCCACUGCACUCCAGCCUGGGAGACAGAGCGAAACCCCAUCUCAAACAAAGAAAGUGGAUGCGCGCUGCUCCUGCCAUUGGAUCGUCGCAGCAUUUUUCUUUUCUCUGAUGUGCGCCUUUUUCCUCACCGUGGGGGCUCAUGUUUUCGUAGUUCCCUCUCGCUACUAGAUUGUGAGCUGCGUGAAGGAAGGUUCAUAGUUGUGUUGUAUGUACAGGCACACAAAAUUUGUCCUUGGAUAGACACAUAUCAGUCCGCUUCCUUCUCCUCUCUGAAUUUCUUUAUUAAAAAAAAAAAAAUUAGAGAUGCAGUCUCACUGUCUUGCCUAGGCUGGUCUCAAACUCCUAGGCUCAAGUGAUCCUCCUGCCUCUACUAAUGUGAAUUAUUGGCCUAUACUAAUAUGAGUUCCUAUACUAAUAUGAUUGAAAUUAGUUUGACUUCUGUAGUAAUUGUUCUCCCAGAUUGGGCUUCUGUUUUGAUAGUAGAACUAAAUUAUUAGGCUAUUUCAAGAAAUUAAUAUAUUACUGGUAGAAAAAUUGAAGCUGCAAAAUGGCCUGGUUUCUCACUUCAGUUAAAUUUGUGCUUCUGAGUGCUUGUAUUCUAGGUGAAACCACACUGAGAAGGUAUUUGUGGCCCGUACGCUGAUUCAUUGAUUAGACUUCUUUGCACAGGAGAGCUGCUAAAAAUUACUGCAGUGAACAGGUACGAAGAAGAAGGCUGUUCUCUGCCCUUCUUUUUGCAAUAAAAUGUUACAAAC